ACAAAGAAAAAAAAUCGAUAAUUUUAUAUACAUAUAUUUAUAUAUAUACAUACUUUUAUAUUCGAAAAUAAAUGCCACCAAUAAGUAAGAUGUCUCAAGAUUCUGCAAGAGGUCGUAGGAAUGACGGUGACGUUGAAAUGAAUUUAAAACUGAUCAAAUAACAACUGAAAUACUCACCGGUCGAACAGGAAUACUCUGUUCAAUUGAGGAAAUUGAUAAUCUUUGUAACGAAAAAGUUCAAAAAGUUAAACUUAUUGCGGAUAAAUCGAUAGAAGCGAUUGAAGCUGGUCGUAAAAAACAAACCGAUCAAAUUUCUCACCUUCGGGCCGAACUAAUAAAUACGAUUAUAGAAGCAAAAAAUAAGAUUAAUAAAAUAUGUGAAGAGUUGAAAAAAUAUUAG
This is a messenger RNA of Rhizophagus irregularis DAOM 181602=DAOM 197198, 400 nucleotides long. The record is from RefSeq and is a predicted model, not a curated record. Lineage: Eukaryota; Fungi; Glomeromycota; Glomeromycetes; Glomerales; Glomeraceae.